AUGCUGGCGGUCGGAGUCUGCCACGGGACGGCGCAUCAGCUCGCGGCCUCUCCCAUCGAAGCAUUCUCGCUGCGCGGCACCCAGCUGCUGGUCAAGCGCGACGACAGGCUUGCGCUGGGCUCGGGGGUGUCGGGCAACAAGGCUCGGAAGCUGCUUGCACUCGAGGCCAUGUCGCCUGGCCCGAGCCUGAUUGGCUCGUUCGGUGGGCACCAGUCGAACGCGAUGGCGGCGCUUGCGGCGGUGGCGGACGCGCACGGUGCCCGCUUCCUCUACUUUACCAAGCCGCUCCCUCGGUGGCUGGCUGCCGCCCCGAGCGGCAACCUCGAGCGGGCGCUCUCCCUCGGGAUGGAGCUGGUCGAGCUGGCAGACGCGGAGUACGCGUCUCUCUUUGGCGCGGGCGGCGGAGUGCUGCCUGCGGUCGCGCCUCGGCCGCCGGCCGCCCUCCUCCCCCCGGAGGCGCUCUGGCUGCCGCAAGGCGGCGCUGCGGCGCUGGCCGAGCCCGGCGUCGCGACCCUGGCGCGCGAGGUGCGCGAGUGGUGGCAGCCGAGGAGCGGGCGGCUCGACCUCGUCGUCCCGGCGGGCACCGGCACGACGGCCCUCUUCCUCGCGCGCCACCUCUCGCAGACCAGCGCCGUCACCGUGUGGGCGGUGCCGUGCGUCGGCGACGGAGACUACAUCGAGGCGCAGAUGCUCGCGCUCGACCGCUGCACGGGCGGCGCCGUAGGAACUAACAGAAAGGCACUGCCCCGCACGCUCGCGAUGCCGGGCGGCGCGGCGCACCACUUCGGCGCCCUCGACGGGGAGGAGCUGGCGAUGUGGCAGGAGGCGGCCCGCGCCGGCCUCGACGUCGACCUGCUGUACGCGCCGCACGCCCUGCGAGUGCUCUUCGACACGCUCCUCUCGCACGAGCGCGCGGGCGAGGGCGACGCGACCACCCUGUACCUCCACACUGGUGGGCUGGAAGGGGUGGAGUCGCAGCUGCGGCGGUAUCGAAGAGCGGGGUGGGAGGCGCAUAUCUCCGACAGCGUGUGUUCGGCGGCUACCGUGUCGGCGGCUACCUCCAUGAUACCGCCCCCUUCCGCGGCGCGGAGCGCCAGCUCCGUGACAGCUCACGGGCUGCGCCGCACGCUGGCCACCAUAUCCGCCGUAGCGAUCGGCGACUGGCCAUCGGCCGUCGACAAUUCGCUGCUCCGCGAGCUCGUGCCGGACGAGUCUGGCAAGCCUCCGCAGCUGAGCAGAGAGGUCCGAGGCGCCCACUACGUGAGUGUCCGUCCUUCGGUGCCGGCGCCGGCGCCACGCCUCGUCGCCUACUCUUCCGAAGUCGCCUCCUCGCUCGGCCUCUCGGCUGAGACCUGCGAGAGCGACGAGUUUCUGCAGUUUUUCGCGGGCAAGGUCCCGGAAGCGGUCCCGUGUUGGGCAACCUCGUACGGCGCCAGCUUCGCGGGGCGGUACGGCGGGCAGCGGGGCGACGGGCGUGCCAUCUCCGUCGGCCAGGUCAACGGGCUCGAGGUGCAGCUCAAGGGUGCGGGCACCACGCCCUUCAGCCGCCGCUUCGACGGGCGGGCCGUGCUCCGCUCCUCGGCGAUGCACCACCUCGGCGUCCCGACGACGCGCGCCCUCGCGGUCGUGGCGAGCGGCGACACGGUCCAGCGGGCGUGGUACGACUCGCAAGGCAGGGAGCGGGUGGGGCUCGAGCCGGGGGCGGUGGGUGCGAGGGUGGCGCCCUCCUUCCUCCGCUUCGGCCAGUUUGAGCUCUUUUACCAGCGGGACGAGCCCGCCCUCCUCCGCGCCCUCGCGGAGCCGGAGGCGCCGCUGUCGCGGCUGCUCGUCCUCCUGUUUCGCGAGGUGUGCGAGCGGCAGGCGCGCCUCGUGGCAGAGUGGCUGCGCGUCGGCUACUGUCAGGGCAACAUGAACUCGGACAACUCGGCCCUCUGCGGCGUGACGCUCGACUACGGCCCCUUCGGCUUCCUCGAGCGGUUCGACCCGAUGCACUGCCCUUGGGUGGGCGGAGGGGCGGAGUACUCCUUCGGGCGGCAGCCUCAGGCGGCGGCCAUCAACCUCUCCAUCCUCUCCGAGGCGUGGGCAGACCUCCUGCGCGCCGUCGCCACGGAGGAGGGGCUCACGCGCGCUGAGGCGGACGAGGCCGUGCAGCAGACGCGCGAGGGCGCGAGAUUAGCCGAGAAGAGUAGCGGCGCACCGCGCAAGCUCGGCCUCGUCUCCUGGGACGACGACGCCGCCGAGCUGUGGACGUCGCUCUUCGGGCUGAUGGCGACCCGCUCCGGGCCGCAGGGCAUCGACUUCACCGUCUUCUUCCGCUCGCUCGGCGACCUCACGAACGACCUCCCGGACGGCGGCGACGGGCUCGCGGCGGCGCGGGCGGCGGCGAUCGGCGGCGCUGCCGAGUGGCCGCAGGAGCACCUCGAGGCGUGGCGCGAGUGGGCGGCGCGGUACUGGGGUAGGGUGGGCGCCGAGGCGCGGCCGGACGGGGAGCGGCGGCGCGAGAUGGCGGCGGCGAACCCAAAGUACAUUCUGCGCAACUGGAUGCUGGCCGAGGCGUACGAGGCGGCCGAGCGCGGCGACAGCUCCGCGGUCCACGCGCUGCACGCGCUGCUGCGCAGCCCGUACGAGGAGCAGCCCUCCGCCGACCCGCGCUACGCGCAGCCGACGCCCGACUGGGCGCGCGGCAGGCCCGGGCUCGCCUUCAUGAGCUGAUCCUCGUAGGCGCGGGAAGCGGCCAAUCGGCCCGCCCCGCGCCGACGACGCGCACCCCUCACCUCUCUCCGCAACGCGCUCGACGGCCCGAGAUGACGCGGGCGGGCUCAAAAUCGCUGCACCGGCGAACCCCGCACCGCUGAGAAGAGCCGUCGAACAGAGACGCGUUGGGGAGAGGGGAGUGAAUAGAGGGUAUCUCCGGUUCUCGAAUGAUCCCUCUUACCUC
Messenger RNA from Emiliania huxleyi CCMP1516, 2938 nucleotides. RefSeq lists its product as hypothetical. The transcript has 7 exons. The coding region runs from base 1 to 2712 and encodes 903 amino acids. NCBI's taxonomy places the organism in Eukaryota, Haptophyta, Isochrysidales, Noelaerhabdaceae. The record is from RefSeq and is a predicted model, not a curated record.